AUGGAUGGUGCCCCUUUUGAUGAUUCUACCUUAUAUUGUCAGCUGGUGGGAAACCUGAUAUAUCUGACUGUUACUCAACCUACCAUUGCCUAUGUUGUUCAUAUCGUCAGUCAAUUCAUGUCCGCUCCUCGGACGACUCAUUACUCUGCUGUUCUGCGGGUUCUUUGGUACGUCAAAGACACUCUCCUCUAUGGUCUUCAUUAUUCAGCUCGCUCGUCCUUGGUUUUAACCGGGUACUCUGAUGCUGAUUGGGCGGGAGAUCCCACCGAUCAUCGUUCGACUACUGGCUUUUGUUUCUUUCUCGGUGAUUCGCUUAUUUCUUGGCGCAGCAAGAAUGAGACGCCCUCUACUACCACUAUCCAUUGUGAUAGUCAGAGUACCAUGAAGAUUUCGACGAAUAAUGUUUUUCAUGAGCAUACGAAACAUAUUGAGAUCGUCUGUCAUCUUGUAUGUCAUCACGUUGCUAACGGCAACGUCUCCUCGUCCUCCACUUCUUAUGCUGAUCAGACUGCUGAUGGCUUCACCAAGCCUCGUUUAUCCGAUCGUUUUCAGUCAUUCUUGAGCAAACUCAAGCUAGUUUCCACACUCCCACGUUGA
Molecule: messenger RNA, 597 nt
Organism: Andrographis paniculata
Lineage: Eukaryota; Viridiplantae; Streptophyta; Magnoliopsida; Lamiales; Acanthaceae
Product: secreted RxLR effector protein 161-like
Exons: 2
Coding region: 1-597 (198 amino acids)
Source: RefSeq, a predicted model, not a curated record